AUGGACCGUAGUUUGGAAGUCUCCAAUCCUACGAGAAUUAAAGCCAGAGGGUCCCUGGUCAGAAGGAAAAGUGGCAAAUCUGUAAGAAGGUGCACAGCAGGCAGAAAUCCAACAGGCGCAGCAGCCUUUCCAACAUAGCGAUUGUGGAGUUUCUGAGUAAGCAUUUCUGGCAGCAAUGCAGUAAGUCCUGUGGAAAACUACUUAGUGAGUAGCUUAAGAGAUAUUUUUUUAAAGCAGUUUAUAUAUAUAUAUUUAAUUCAUAAAAAAUCUUAACACGUAACAUGCAAGCUUCACAGAAGUCAGUGAACUUACCUCCCAAGUGAGCAGACAUAGGAACGGGGUUGCCACAUAUGUUAGGUGAAACGACCAGCUCCUGCCCGCUGCCCUUCACUGAAGAAAGUUAUCGCGCCGUUCGGCCUUUCCUUCGCCUGCUUUUCCCGCCGCACUGCGCAGGCGCGCGGUUGCCUAAGCAACGGCGGCUUUCCUCGCCGCCUUCUUUCCUCCGGUCGUUCCUCCUUCCGCUGAUUCUGUCACGUUGACGAAACGUGACGUCAAUCACCUCUUGGAAAAGGCGGGAGUAAGAGCUCGCCGAAGGCGCCCACAGAGCUGGACAAGUUGAAGAGUGACAACGAACUUCCCAGCUUCCGGCUCGAUUUAGCCCUAAUUUCCAGCAGCCUGAAAUAACCUGCGCUAGAUGGCGCAGUCUCAGCUCCGUUCACUUCAUUGGGACUUGGGGUGACAGCUCCUACUGUCAUAAAUAGGAGUGUCGUAAAUCAAUCCUCCCUCGGCUUCGGCUCCCUUUCCUCCUCGUGAAAUGUUGGGGUGAUAGUGGCUGCAGUUUUAUAAAGGUUUAAAAAGUCAAAGACCGUCCCCCCCCCUCACAGAAUGAGCAUCGACCCCGUCUUCAGCACGUGAAAUGGCAGCUCUAAACUAACUCUCUGUGGAGAACGCCGAGCAGCCCCGCCCACUCCCUCAGGUUCUAAAGGGCAACGGCGCACUCCGGAAGCGGCCGGAGCAAGUUUGUGUGAUUGGCAAGCGCACUAGGACCCGGGCUCUAAACACGGCUGUUCAAACUGGCAGGUGAGCUUCUUUCUUCAAACGGGCUUGCCGCCUUUUUUAAAAUGCGAGCGCGAGGGGAGACCCGAGCUGGUCGCUUAUAGGUUAUUUUAAAAGGUUAUUGGUUAAAAGGGAGGUCAUGUGAUGUUGGAGAGGGUGGGUGGGCUCGGGAGAGGAAAGGAAGGCGCGCGCAGUUUCUCUCCUCUCACUCCCCCCCCCCCAACUCUUUUAGUCAACCGUUUUCUUUCAGGCGUUGGCUUUUAAAUCGGCGCGCGCCAGCUGGGGUGCGCGGGUGGGGGGAAAUCACGUGAGAGGAGGAGGAAAGCCGGAUUGGUUGGCGCCUCAUGGAACCUGUCGUGGGCGAGCGUCGGAUUCGCUCGAGGGUUGUAGAAGAUAGAGAGUCGCUUGCUUGCCUCAACCGGCUCGCAGCUGCGCAGAGAGGAGACCAUCGUUUUAGACGCGGAUACACCCGCACACGUCCCACUGCAUUAGAAGCGCCCGAGUUACGAUAUCGACGUGCUUUGCAUGCACAGUUUCCUGUUAAAACUGUUAUUCGCGAUAUAAUUGGAUGCGUGGCAAGGCCUUCUUUUUGCACGCUUAUUCACUGCUGCAAGGGCGCUACGACUAACACACGUAUUUUUUUCCUAUUUCCUAUUAUAUUAUCUUUCUGCUGCUUUACGUCCAUUGGCUUUUGACUAUGAAUAUAUAAAACCACUGAAUUAUUUGCAAGGGGCUUUUUUUAAUAGGUGUGUUUGUUUGGGCGGGGGUGGGGUGGGGAAUUAAAACGUGCUUCAUUUUCUCCGGUGAAAGUUCAAGGCAGGGGUAGGCAACCUAAGGCCUGGGGGCCAGAUGUGGCCCAAUCGCCUUCUCAAUCCGGCCUGCAGACAGUCUGGGAAUCAGCAUGUUUUUACAUGAGUAAUAAUAAUAAUUUUUAUUUAUACCCCACCCACCCCAGCCAAGGCCGGGCUCAGAGCAACUUACAAGCAAUAAUAUAAACAAGUUGAAUGAUUACAACUUAAAAACAAAAUUAAAAUACAACAUUAAAAUAUUGAAACAUUAAAAUAUUAAAAUGUAGCCUCAUCGCAGGAGGAGAAGGAAAGGAAAAAAGAAAGGGAGGGAGGGAAUCAAAUUGGCUCCGAGCCAAAGGCCAGGUGGAACAACUCUGUCUUACAAGCCCUGCGGAAAGAAAUCAGAUCCUGCAGGGCCCUGGUCUCAUGAGGCAGAGCAUUGCACCAGGCCGAAGCCAGAGUUGAAAAGGCCCUGGCUCUGGUUGAAGCCAAUCUAACUUCCUUAGGGUGUUGCUAUUUAUGGACCUUGAGGCUCUCUGUGGGGCAUACACGUAGGCGGUCCCGUAGGUACGAGGGUCUUAGGCUGUGAAUGUGUCCUUUUAUUUAAAAUGUAUUUUAAAUAAAAAAUAUUUAUGUAUUUAUUUAAAAUGUAUCUCUGGGUUAUUUGUGGGGCAUAUGAAUUCGUUCAUAUUUUUUUCCAAAAUAUAGUCCAGCCCACCACAUGGUCUGAGGGACCACGGCUGAGAAAAGUUGCUGACCCCUGGUUUAAGGAGACCAUGAAGUGUCUUACUAGCUAGAUUUUUAGCAAGUAGCAUUAACUGAGCGUUGAACAGAAUGUCAAACACACACCCCACCCAAAAGGGAAGGUUCCUCCCCAACCUUACACUUUAGUCAGGCCGAAAACGUAAAAGGCAGCAGGACCUGUGAUAGUUUGCCAUAAUUGCCAUCGCUACACCACAAAGGGACUUGUAGUGCUACAGUGAUACCUUGGGUUAAGAACUUAAUUCGUUCCGGAGGUCCAUUCUUAACCUGAAACUGUUCUUAACCUGAGGUACCACUUUAGCUAAUGGGGCCUCCCGCGCAGCCACCACACUAUUUCUCUUCUCAUCCUGAAGCAAAGUACUUAACCCGAGGUACUAUUUCUGGGUUAGAGGAGUCUGUAACCUGAAGCAUCUGUAACCCGAGGUACCACUGUAUAUAUUUUCAGGAGAAAGCUAUCAUAACAUUGUACAAAGUUUAAUUCUAGAUGUUGUUGUUUUAAAAAGUUAUUAGCCCUUAUAGAGGCAAUGAAAAAUAUGGCUCAGAAUCAAAUAAGUUGUGGGUAGGGAUGCAGAGUUAUUUUCUAAAAUGUCUUAUUUUUAUAUUUUGACAACAAACGGGUAGAGGGGAAUGUUUGGGGAGUUGUAGUGACUGAACAUUUGCAGUAAGCACAAUAUUUAUGGCUCCAUCUGUCAGCAUUAGUCUUGUAAUACAAACUUCAAGAUCAACUCAGGUAGUUGUAACAUAAGCAAGCACUUUCAGCUGUGAACCUGAUCGGUUUAUAUCACAACAGUAACUGUUUUUUGUCUUUUGUAUAACUGCCAGCCACAACUACAGUUGGAACAGAAUUUACUUGAAUUUAUUGUUUCAAGUUGUCUGAAAUUUUUUUUUUCCAUUAUUGCAAUUCUUUCCCCCUGGGAAGCACAUCCAUAGAUUUUCGUUUUUGGUCCUAGCAGUGUUAUAUGGUUUGUGUAUUUAUUGCAGAAAUUUUAUAUUUGUAUCUGGUUUGGAUUUGAUCAUCCUCCUUUAGUUGGGCCUUCUUCCUCUGUUUAGCUUUUAACAGACCUUAAAACCAAGGUGUGGUAGACUACUGAAUCUGGUAUGUGGUCUUUUGGUGAUUGGAUACCAAUUUGUGGAGUAAGAUGGCCUUUUGCCUUUUCUAAUAUGUGGUGCAGAACCUACAUUCUCAGCGGGGUGCUCUGGACAGCUAAUUAAAUGAUGAGUGUGAUGUGUUGCCACUUGCAGGAUAAUGCCGUGUGGUACCCUCCAGGUGUUGUUGGACUCAAGAGCAUAGCCGGGGGGCAGGGAGAGGCAGCUGUCCUCCUAAAUCUAUAAAAAUCAAUAUAAAUGCAUAGCUAACUGAGGUUCUACCUCCCCUAACAAAAGGCCUGCCCCCCCUAACAAAAUUCCUAAGCCUAUGGUUGGCCUACAGCUCCUAGCCCCAGACAACAUGGCUGAUGGUCAGAGACUAUAGGAGUUGCAGUCCAGCAGCAUCUGGAGGGCACCACAUUGGUAAUACAUCUGGUUUCAAGCAUGUAUUGGCUUGCAAAUUGUAAUACUGCAUAUCUCAAGACCUUGCCUGUAUUUUAGAAUUUUAGAGAAUUCUGAUGUGCCUCUUGCUAAUCCCUUAGCAUUCCUUGGGGAUCAUCAAGGGUGUACUGCACAGAAGCCUAUGCAGUACUUCAAACUUCUUGCACCCAUUACUCCCUGAGUUUUUUAAAUACAGAAUUUCUGUGAAUGAAUUAUUUCCUUGCAGAGAAGGACAAUUUUUGUGUGUGUAUGUUUAUAUGGAGUCUAUAUACCUGUAUGUCACAGGGCAGCUUGAGCAUCUGGAAGUAACUUGUCUAGCAGGAAUACCUGUUUCGUCCUUGGCAAGUGACUGACCUAACUGCAAGGUUAUCUUAAAGGCGUAGGUGUGUGACAUGUAUAGCCAUGUCACUAGGAACAUGAGAACUUGUAUCAUGUCCAGUCAGACUGGUCCAUCUAGCUCAGUAUUGCUAUAUACUAGUGACAGCUGCUCUCCAGGGUUUCAGAUAGGAGUUUUUCCUAGUCCUACUUGGAGAUGCUGGGGAUUGAAGCUGUGGCCUUCUGCUUGGCAAGCAGUUACUGUAAUACUGAGCUAUGGUUCUUCCACAUUCUUGGAUACUGAAAUAUUUUUCUGUCAGCAACCCAUCACAUUGCUGUUGCAACUGUAUAUUAACAAGUGUAUGUGCUCUGACAGGUCUAAGAUUACAUUGGUAACUGAGAGCUUAUUCAACUGUUUGGCUAUAUAUCUUGUCCUUAUUCUAUAGCUAGUCUGUUUGAUUUUUCAUACUUCUUUUUAUGGUUGCUGGACGCUGAUAUGCUUCACAAAGGCUGUAUUUGGAUGUAAUGCUAACCAUUGUUUAGUGUUAUGAGAGUGAACCACAGGCUUCUACGCGCGCGCACACACACACACACACACACACACACUUCCUUUCUCUUUGGUAUACCCAGGAAGAACAUCAGAAGUGUUCUUUUCAGAUUAACCACAGCUUAGUAUGUAAACUGAAUCCUAAAUUGUGAUUAAUUUUUACAUUUGAAACAAGCCUACUUCAUAAACCUUGGAACCUAACCCAUCUGUAAGAUGCUAUUCCCUUGUACCCCAAAGGGUGAGUGGAUUAAAAAGAAAGGCUUUUAUCCAGUUUGUUCUACAUUUGGCACUAACUAUAUAGCUAUAUAAAGAAGCAUAUAAACCUUUAAUAAUCUUAAAUUUCUGUCUCCAAGCAAGCAUAUGCAGUUGCUUAGUAUUGCUUAGUAUUGAGAAUAAAGCUGAAAUACUGUACUGCAAGGUAGCUACUGGAUUAUGGUGCAAAGUUCAACUAUACAGGAAUAGAUGUACUAUAAAACAUGGUUUUGUAAAGAAAUAAACUUGAACAUCCACAUUUUAAACAAAAGUUAGUAAUGAAUUAAUUGUUACUAACCUCUCUGUCGUAAUAAGAAGUUGUGAUAAUAGGGAGCAGUUGUUUUAUAAGAUGGCACUGUACCAUCUUAAUCCAUUUGGUAGGAAAACCAUGGGACAGAUAAUUUAUUUUCUUAGGAGUUGUGGCUUGACCUGUCCCCACAUCUCACAGCAAGCAAUGGACAAAAAUGUGGUGGGGGUGGGAGCAAGCCGGACACAUAUCCCAAAGACUUGCAGUCGGCCAAACAUAAUAGGGAAGCCAUGGAAGAAGUAGAAUGUUAACUGAACAUUAUAUUAUUUAUGUGAACUAUGUUUCAAAGAUGAAAUUGGGCUAAAAACAUCUUUUUAGGUCCAGACAUGAAGAUAAGGGAAAAUAUGGGAGUUUCAGAAUUAUUAAGGUGACUAGCUAACAGAGGAUGUUGGGAAGUAAAGAAAUAGCCUAGAGUUGCAACCGAUUUCAGCUGCCACUGGGCAAAGUCCAGUAUUUGGGCUUGGUAAACAGGAUUAUUGAUGCAGUGAGCUUGUGAUAGAAGAGUCAAUGAAACAGAAUAAGAAGCCUAAAACAUUACUUUAGUUUUGAGAAUUUUUCUGUGGACAGGACAUAACAUAGUGAUGAAGCAAAAUACAUUAUCUGUGGUGAUCUUGCAGGGCUGUGACUGCUGUGCCCUUUAGCAGUGAAUGCAUUUUGCCCAGAGGAAGACACUCUUGAAUGAAGACCCUUUACCCAAACAACACUAUAUUUGCUUCCACAGCCAUGAGUGUAUGGCUUAUCUGUUUAAAGCUCUGCUGAGUCCCUCUCCAACUCUUUUAUCUGGAUCCAGCAUCCGGAUCCAGAUGCAUCUUUUUUGAAAGAGAGAGAAAACAUAGUUGCUUAAAAUAAGCUCUCCUCUAGGUUAACCGCCAGCUAUCAAAAGCUAGUCUCAACAGAAAUGUAUGUCACGGCAUCAGAAUACUGCUGACUCUAGAGAACUACAAGGAAGUUCACAGCUGAUAGGUAGCCACUGAAAAAACCUCUGUACAGUGGUACCUCAGGUUAAGUACUUAAUUCGUUCUGGAGGUCCGUACUUAACCUGAAACUGUUCUUAACCUGAAGCACCACUUUAGCUAAUGGGGCCUCCUGCUGCCGCCGCACCGCCGGAGCCCGAUUUCUGUUCUUAUCCUGAAGCAAAGUUCUUAACCUGAAGCACUAUUUCUAGGUUAGCGGAGUGUGUAAUCUGAAGCGUAUGUAACCUGAAGCGUAUGUAACCCGAGGUACCACUGUACUUGAUGUUCAGACACGAUGCACAGAUAGUAUUGAGAUAAUGUUCUCAUUUGUAGUGUGUUUCACAUUGAUUUGGGAGGAAGUCCCCCAAAAGGCAGGUGCUCUAAUCCAAAUUCUUUUAUUUAACCCAGAUUACAUUAUUUAAAGACCUUACUAGUGGAUAUAAAACCAACAGAAAUCUUGUGGUGAAUUGAACUUCAGAAAGACCGUCUUCUUUACAACAGAAUCCCCAUAUUUGAGUUGUAUGCUAGGGAGGAACAUGUAUCUGUUCUAAUAGAUUUCACUUCUGGUUCUUGGAAGACUGGACAUAGCAUGGAUUUUUUUGUGCAAUAUGGGGUCUCAGGGAUAAUGGAGAUGUGAUGAAGUUGCCUUUAGGAUUUUGUACACAUUUUAAAUGUACCUUACUGUUAUUGAUAUGCAUGUCUUCAGAAAUGAUUUGACACUGUUAGCUCCUUGUGGGUUCCUUGACCUAUAAGGCAAGCUAGAAAUGAAGUAAAUAAUGAUCCUGUUUCAGAUUCAAUGUAUCAAAUAAGCCAUCUGAUGUUGGACAGUUGCAGGGGUAGGGGUUGUUAACCAGUCUGUUAAGUACAAUUUAGGCCAGUCUUAUAGGUAUUGCCCAGUGUUAUCACCCCAGUAGUUGCAAUGCUGUUUGUUUUCACAAACCAGAACUUCAUCGUUUUGGAGUGGACGACCGCUGAGAGGAGACUCUAACCUCUUGAUUUCAAAGGGGCCGUGGCUUCCACUGGUGCCUCCCUGGCUAAUGUAAGAAAGGUGUUUUGCCAUAAACGGUUCUGAGGUAUUUGGUGAGGUUGGAGAGAGGUCGGCCUAAGCAGGAAGCCCGUUGUCUGCCCUGUAAAGAAAAUAGCAAGUUACAAAAUGAAAGCAUCAAAGAACCAACAGGAUGCAGUCCCAGGAGUCUCUUCUGGCAUGUGGGUCCUCCUUGAAAGUUAGUACUGAGUGAAGAGUGACCUUAAAACUCACUUUAUUCAAACAGACUAAGCUCAGGUUUAAAGUUCAAGACAUUUUGUUUUUUCACCUGUUUCCUACAGUUUUCAGAAACUUCUGAAGAAUUAAUGUGUAACUAUAUCUGGUCCCUGAGCCAACAGUGAGGACUCUUUUUUUUUUCUUUUCUUUUUUUGCCAAGGGAAAAUAGGAUGCUAUAUUGUAUUGUACGAACCUUUCAGUUCUAACAUGUCUGGAACCACCAGAAUAAUGCACAUAGGAUCUACAUGAAUUGGAAUGAUUUGUCAAAUGAUUUUGAGUACAAUGUAACACUAUCCUUUUGAGACAUUUAAUGUGACUAGGCCAAAAUGAAGGCAUCCAUGGGUGUAGCCUGGGGGGGGGGCAGCUGUCCCCCCCAAUCUAUCAAAACCAAUACAAAUUAAUACAAAUAUGAGGGCCUGCCCCCCCCCCCCGAAAAGCCUCCCCAUCCUCUAAGAAAAAUCCUGGCCCAGUCUCCUGAGAAGUGGCUGAUACAGAUGAGCCAGCAAAAGUGGAGUGCAAACCAAGAAAGUGUUUAUAUGUUGCAAAGACCCUUGUGGAGUGCAGUGUGGCUGUGGCACCCUCUACACAGCAUCACACACCCCACAGGAGUUCUCACUCAGUAAGCCCAGACCACUCACUGUGCGGAGAGAGAAGAUUUUGCCUUAAUCUGUCUCCAAAUGCAACUCCUUACUUGUCCUAGAGAAGUGAAUGGCAACAUUUGCUUAAGGGGAGAGGAUCUACCCAGAGACAUCCCUGGGGAGUACACUGAACCUGCCUCUGUCUGUCUAGUUAGCACCAUCCUGAAUUCUUUAGAAUACUGAGAACAGAUAUGUGUUUUAGUGUACAGUAAGGCUGCAACUUUUUGCAAGGCCCCCCCACGACAUCUACCUCCUUUUAUUUUAUGCCAAGCACAUAAAGCUGAAUGUGUACAAGUUAAAUGCACGUAUGUUGCAAGUGUACUGUACAUGAGGGCCACAAAAUGGAAACCCAAGGCAGAGCUAGGCAAUGGAGAGCUGGCUUGUAUGUCAGUGGCUCUCUUUAAGUUAGGAACAUAAGAACACAGUAAUCUACCUUAAACCAAGGCAAACCACAGGUCCAUCCAGGUCAAUAUUGUCCACACUGGCUGGCAGUGGUUCUUCAGGGUUUCAGACAGUAUAUUUCCAGUCCUGCCAGAUGCCAGGAAUAGUACCUGGGACCUUCUGCAUGCAAAGCAGAUGUUCUGCCACUGAGCUACAGUCAUACCCAGCUCUAUGGGACAGUAUAAAUACACUAAACUGGAACAAAGAGAGAGAACCUACUUUUCUGAAGACACAGGGAUCUGCCACCAGUGGAGUGUAGCCAUUUAUUUUCUCUAGUGUAUGUGAGUCGCUGCCACAUGUACAGGACUGUAUAUAGACAUUCUCCUCCACAUAUACUGCGUCAUACUGCUGCCCUCUGCUAACUGAAAAAUAAGUAAAGGACAUUCAAAUUAGUGUUUUUAAAACAAAAUCAUAUAUAUAUGUAUAUAUAUAUAUAUAUGUGGAAGUAAAUCCCACUUUUCAUUACAUUUACUUGAUAAUAUGUGUUCAUAGGAUUACACUCCCACUAGUUCUGUAAAUGUAAAUCUUAACAACAACCCUGUAAGGUUAGAUAAGCUUUUAUUAUCAUCUUAUUGUGGCAGGUGGGGUUUGGAGGUAGUGGUUUGCUUAAAGCUGCCUAAGAGGUUGUGACAGGUUAGACUGAAACAGUCUUCACACUGUGCAGUCUUGGGUACUAUACCACUUCUCAUAUUACAUAUAUAUACUUUUAGCCAGCCCCUCCAAAAAGAAAUCACAAAUAGAAAUUAACGAUUAAACUAGCUAGUUAAAAUAAAUGUACAGUCUGAAAUGUACAGUUGGCCUGGGUGGGGGAUCCUUGUUGUGUUUGCCAAGGGUGUUCUCAAGUUGCACAAUAUGCCUUUACAUUCUGUCAUUUUUUGCAUCCCCUUUUUAAAAUAUAGUCCUAAGCAAAUCAGUUGUACCAACAAUUGGAUAGGCUGUCAGUCGUAGUUAAAAGAAAUCGCUUGAAGAGAUGACAUACAGAUUUCACUCAUUUUCCCAGGAUAUUAAACUUUAAUGACUGCACUAUGAAUAUUUCAUGACAGUAUCUUUUUGAAUAGGUUGUUUUGUCCUGGAGGAUAUUGUACAUUAUAAAGCCUGAUUUCUCUCUAGGCGAAAUUGGUGAAGUGUUGGAACAUCAACUUUCGAUCUUUGAUUACAAGGAAAAGCACAUUUUAUUUCAGCCAUUGUGAAGCCUGAUGUUGGGGGGUGGAGAGUUGUUUUGUUUUUUGACAGCUCAUAUGAAACUCAGUAUUAAAUACUAUUCUUUAUUUUUGCCACAAGGUGGCUAAAUAACCUUUGAAUGCUAGUGAAAGGGUUGUUUUAUACAAAUGACUGAAGAAAAUGAAGGUUUCAAGGUUAGUCUGAUUUCUUUUGAAAUCAGUCUGUUAACUUUUGAAUAGCAUAUGAAAUAUUUGCAUAGCCAUUAGCAAAAAAUCCAAAAAGCUGCACUGUUGUUAAGGUAAAGGUAAAGGUACCCCUGACCAUUAGGUCCAGUUGCGAACGACUCUGGGGUUGCGGCGCUCAUCUCGCUUUAUUGGCUGAGGGAGCCGGUGUACUGGUCAUGUGGCCAGCAUGACUAAGCAGCUUCUGGCGAACCAGAGCAGUGUACGGAAAUGCUGUUUACCUUCCCGCUGGAGCGGUACCUAUUUAUCUACUUGCACUUUGACGUGCUUUCGAACUGCUAGGUUGGCAGGAGCUGGGACCAAGCAACGGGAGCUCACCCCGUCGCGGGGAUUUGAACCGUCGACCUUCUGAUCGGCAAGCCCUAGGCUCUGUUGUUAGGACCACCUAAAAUAGCACAAAACAGUUAUCAAGUUUUUAUGUUCCCUGCACAGCUAUUCUCGAACUGGGUUGGGGAUCACCAGUGGGUCUCUGAACUGCCAUCCAUCCCAUGGCCAUGCAGUAGGUUUUUGGUUGGACGGAUGUGCCAGCAGCUCCAAAAGUAAUAAUGAUCUAGGAAUAGAGAGGGAAGAUGUUCUAGGAGGAAGAAGUGAAUGUUAAAAAGAGGUUGGGGUGUGAUAAACUGACAAUCUGGGUGUGGACAUAGGGUACGUGUAAAAGUGGAACAUGGGUGGCGCUGAGGUCUAAACUUGCUGAUUGAAAGGUCGGCGGUUCGAAUCCACGCAACAGGAUGAGCUUCCAUUGCUUUGUCCCAGCUGUUGCCAACCUAGCAGUUCGAAAGCAUACCUGUGCAAGUAGAUAAAUAGGUGCUGCGGCUUGAAGAUAAACAGUGUUUCUAUGUGCUCUGGCACUCGUCACAGUGUCCCGUUGUGCCAGAAGCGGUUUAGUCAUGCUGACUGCAUGACCCGGAAAGCUAUCUAUGCACAAAUGCCAGCUCCCUCGACCUGAAGCGAGAUGAGUGCCGCACCCCAUAGGCACCUUUGACUGGACUUAAUUGUACAGGGGUCAUUUACCUUUUUUCCUUGCGUGUAAAAGAGUGUUCGUUUUUAUGAAGUUAUUGCACUUACCAGUUUUUUUGUUAGAUCCCUUUGUUGUUUGGUAUCAACAACAGCAAAAAAAAUUAGAACAGAUUUCACUGCAAAAAAAGGUGUCUAGACAUUCCAUUGUGGCAACUUUAACCUGGGUUUAAGGUGCCAUUUGAUGAAAAGUUUCUAACACUGGUUGUAACUGCUGGAGAAAAUAUGGUCAAAGAGGUUCUCAUCUCUAUAUGUGGUGAGAUUGUCUGCAAGUAGUGACCUACUGUGAUAUGACCUGUAGGGGUGUAAUAAAUAAAUAAACAGGAGGUAACAUUAUGCCCAUUGAUGAUGCUCCUAAAUAUUUGGGAUGGAAAGAACAAAAAUACCCUGCAUAAGCCCUAGAUAUGUUUCAUGUUAGUUGCAGCAUGGAUGGAAUUGAUUAAAAAUUGGAAAACGUUUCACAUUAGGUACCUGGUUGUAAAGGCUAUGGCAAAGAACCAGGCAAUGAAACUGACAUUUAACAUAAAGUUGGCAAAGGUGAUGGGCUACUGUGCAAAGCGGAACUUGUUUGCUGUAUAUAUGAAGGAAUGCCAAUCCAAUUUUGCCAUGCUUUUGCUACAGACUUUAACACUAACCUACAAGAGACAAAUAAGAAUAGAAUCCAAGACAUAGAACAAAAUAACAAAAUAAGAACACAGAAUGUUUAGCAGAACCUUUGCAGAUGCGAGGAACUAUUUCUGAUUUCUUCCUUUAAGAAACUUAUCCCUCCCCCCACAAAAAGUAUAGCUUCAUAUGCACAGUAAAGAAAUUGCUUAAUGUAAAUGAAGCAUAUCUUUUGUGGGCAGAUGCUGUACUUACUAUGGAGAUUUUAAUGUGCAUUUUCAUUUCCCCUUUUUAUAUUUUAACUUAUUAACUCUGACAAGUAACCUCUUGGUUGUGAACAAUUUAAUUCACAAUUCACUUUUUCUGAUUCAAAGUGAACAUGAGUGCCCUAAUCCCCUAAUGGGAAUUAAUUGCAUGUUUCAGUGCUUAACUCUGAUCCUCUCUCAAUUCCCACUGGGACAAGUUUCUUCCUAAAGGGUCUGUGUUUGUUAUUCAAAACACAAUCUGAAAGAUAAUGAUUUUUUUUUCCUCCCAAAGAGGAACUGGAGCAACCCAAUGUUCUUUCCUUUGUAGGAGAACAAGCUGUAGCCUCUUAACCCAUUUGAUGUCAUGAAGGGUAAACAUACAAUGCUGAAAGUGGAUGAAAUAUCAGGGCAAAACAGGGUGGCAUUUUGGAAAGACAGCACCGUGGUUUUGAGAGAAGAGCCUUGUGUUUUCGUAAAAUAGUAUUCAUUUCUACAGCACUGAGGUGUAUAAGAACAAUGUUAAGUCCUGGUGGUCAAAGGGGAUGUAUUUUUUUAAAAGGCAACCCUUUGACCCAGUAAGCUUAAUUUUCUCUUGGAAUUUUUCAGCAGUGCUUUUUGAGUGUGUAAAGGGUUUCACAGAAACGCUGUCAAUUUCCAUAGUGUAUGAGGAGCUGAGCCUGAUAAAUUUUCCCUGCCAACCUUAUUUUACUGUGUUUUAUUUCUAUCUCUGUUCCUCCAGGAAUCUGAAGACAGUAUAUAUGUUACUCUUCUUCCCCUUCUUAUCCUCCCAACAACCUGUGAAUUAGGCUAGGCUAGAGCCAGCCAGUGGCAUAGCUUCAUGCUCCAGCACCGGUGGGGGGGGGCAGAGAGCAGGUGGGGGCAGGGCUGGCACACGUCCUGGGGGGCGGGGUGUGCCGCCUGCGAGGGCAGGGUUCCUAGCGCAGGCGGGGGGGGAGCCGCAAUGGCACCCUGCCGGGUUCACGCUGCUGGGAGCGGUGCGCUCCCCCCGCACUCCUCUUCCUCCGCCAGUGGAGCCAGCGACUGGCCCAAAAUUCCCUUGGUUAGCUAAUGGAGAAUUUGAAUAUGCCUCCCUAGCUAUAGACUAAAACUCUGAUCUUGAGUCCACACUGACUCUCAACUAGGGAGAUGGGAAUGGAACCAAGGACUGCUAGGGUCAUGUUUGUAGGUGCUACACUGGUAAUUUCCAGAUUGUGUGUCAAGAGAGAAUGGCUUGUGAAAUGCAUGUGAAAUGAAUUGUUAAAGGCUUUUGUGAGGCCUACGUACUCCCUGGUAGAGGCAGUUGCUGGGACUCUGCAGGUUCAGACCCUCCAAGUGUCCUUAUUUUCCAGGGACAGUCCCAGAUUUACAGAAGCCGUCCUGGUUUCAGAUUUGAUCCUGGAGUGUCCUCCUUUUCCUUAGGAUGUCCCUCUUUCCAUAAGAUAAAUGUUGGAAGGUAUGGAGUUAUGUGACCCCAACCCAAGGAGAUAAGUAAUUAUACAACCUUUAGAAGACAUCUGAAGACAGCCCUAUAUAGGGAUUUAAAUUUUUUUUAAUAUAUGUUGGAUUAUGAUUAUUAUGAAGAAAUAGGACAUCUCUAUUUUCAUUGGAGAAAUGUUGGAGGGUAUGCAGGUUUCACAAGUAUAUAAUGCCUACUGGAUCACCCCUGUCAACAUGCUUGUAGAUACUAUCUGAGAAAUCUUAAAAAGGUAAGGAAAUCAGGACGUACCUUUGGAGAAGCCAUCUUAAUUUUUUUAGUCUUAGGUUGCUUCCAGACAGACCUCCUUGUGCUAGCCAGGUCUUCUGUUUAUAAUGUUUGAAUUGAAUUUUAAUUGACUUUGCACACUGUUGGGAGUAGUGCACUUUUUUGUUUCUACAUCUAUGCUGUAUCCACACCAGUGCAUGUGACAUCAUUGCUGUGGGUUGGGCCACGUGCUGCCCAGCACAUAUUCACUGCUAACUGUUGUGGGAGUUACUGUUUUAUGAGCCCAUUCUAACUUUUUAAAUUGAGCUAAAAUAAUUUCCCAGUUUUCUCCAGUUUUUUAUUACAUAAAAGUGAGAUAUUUAUGAUGUUACAACAUCACAAUUAGAGCAUUAUGGUGUUAUAAUCAUGCUUUUCCUCAACUGACUGAGGGGGGACACCCAAAUUGGGUCAUUAAGUGACACCCAUCACAAAUGUUCUAAUAUGUGCUAAGUGGCGAUAGGUUCACUUUCCUGAUAGGUCAUGGCCCACAUCAAAGCCACACCCUUUUAACAAGAAUAGUGCUAAAGACAUCUGUACGGGGGAGGCUGAGCAACCCUUCUGUUCUUCUGAAUUUUGAGGGAGUGGGCAUGAGAAAAGACUGUCCAAGAAGACAGAAAAAUUGCAGGGGAAAAACAGGAACACAAUAAUUGGAUGUCUUCUCAGAUAGUAUUUUGUGAAUGCCCUGUAAUUAGGGAGCGAAUGGAGCAUGGCCAUUCCACACAAAAUGACUAGACUGGAAGCACAGUCUCUUCUCUAUUCUAUCACCCUGGCUCUCUUAAUCUUAACAUUCUCUGAAAGUAAACCUCUUGAACCACAAUGAUGAAAUGUUGCUCUGCUUUUUAUUCAGAAAAAUAUGCACUACAUCCUCCCUUAAUAAAUAAAUGAACUGUUAUGAAAGAAUAGGAAAAAAUUGAAUAUGCCUCAUAAUGACCCUCUGUGUAAAGUGAGGGCCAGGUGUCCUGCUCACCUUCUGAAGAUUUUCUGCAUCUGGCAAUUAAAGACCAAACUGCUGUGUUGGGGGGGGGGGGAGAGACUGUCUCUCCUAGCAGUUCAUGACUGAUAGCAAAAUUUGGGGAAGCAUCAGAUGUUCUGGGCUUUAGUUGGACAGAAACAUCAUGAAGGGAGGGAGAAAGGUUCAUCUGGGAGGCAGAAUACUUUGAACAGUAGCCAAGGAAUAAAAUGGAAACCUUUUCAUUACUUUAGUAAAUUGGAGGCUCUUUUGCCCUACACUGGGAAAGCUGUUCCCAAAAUAGAACAUCAAACUAGUCAGCCAGGUGUAUUGCAAAACACUAGCGCCACACUCAUGCCAAAAGCUAGAGUCACAAUCUGUGACAGACAUCUCCUGGUGAGAAACAUCAAACAUUUUUGGAAAUGGUGUAAUGCAAUGAAGGCUAGGUCUUUGGCAGGAUAUGAGCAGUGACCACUGUGUAAGCCUUGCAAAUUUGACUUUUGGGGAAGCUGAAAUUCAACCUCUGCUUUAAAGCUGGAGUAAGAAUUAGGGGCUUGUCUGACCAAGAGCCGAGAAAAUGGCUGCCCUUGGAAUGAGGCUUUUUUCAACCUCUUGCAUCAGCUCCUAGAUGGGUUGGGGUAUAAAAACCCAGUCCCCCUUACAUGGUGAGAUUGAUGCCACUGACCUGAAGGUUGUAAUUGACUAAAGGCUGGCCUUCCCAGAGUGUGUGUAGAGCUCUUGACACUGUCACCCCCAAGUGUCUUGGUUGGCAUUGUGGAGCCUGUUCUACUCUUUGGUAUACCUUGGAACUAAGAGCAAUGAAAAAUGUUUUGUGUGUUUCUUUGUCUCUUUCAGACUGUAAGUGGUCUAUAAAUGGAAAUAAUAAGAAUUAAAUACACUAACCCCAACGGGGUGAGGAUUUUUUGGGAGCAAUAUUUAAGUGACACUGACUUUGUAUCCUUUUCUCUACUUUCAAAAGUGGUGGUGUAUUUCACAUACAAUCCUUUGGUGGCUUAUGGAUUUCCAGAGCUGGACCAGUAUUUUGCUGAAUAUUCCAAACUUGCACACACCCCUCCUGUGAAUUUGUUUUAAUAUCUGUUGGACCCAAGGAGGUAGCAUUGUUAAAAUAACAUACCACCUUUGCAUUCACAGGGAUUGUAAUAAUUGCGUUUUAGAAUUAUUGAUCAUUCAUAGACUUUAUUUUAAAAAUGACUUUUUUUUUUAACAGAUUGCUUCUGAGACAUAUUUAAUACACAGAUUGCAGGGCAGGUACUGUACAUAAUGGCUACAUCAUGUACAUGAAGGCCUGUCAUAACUUUUGGUAAUGAGUAUGUCAACUGGAAUUCGUAUACAGUAACCAAACCAACCACAUACAUGCUCACUUGCAGAAAGAGUUGGGUUGUACAUACAUGCUGAAAACAACGGGAUCCUGAAAAUGGUUGCUUAGAUUAGAUGGCCCUGUUCAUAACGAAUCUUGUGACCGCAUACACUAUUACAUGAAGGAAUUGGACAGUGUGAACUGAUAACUGGAGUGCUUGCUGUCGAACAACAAGCAACUGUUUCUUAUUUUUGCUAUGAUCUUUGCUUUCUUCCUUUUGACACUUGUAUUGUAAAUUAUAACUGGAGUUAGAAAAAUAGCCAGCUUGUAUUCCUUGGAUUGUUUUAAAGCAACCGUAUUUGCUAAAUAUUGCUGUAAUAACAAGCUUUUAAGGAACAAUGUUUACUCAAAGUGCGAUAAUGUAUCAAAGCUUGUUUUUGUUUAUUUCAGUUCCUUUCGUCAGAGGCAUGGUUCGUGUCUUUGUCUACGGGACCCUUAAGAAAGGCCAGCCCAACUACCCGUACAUGAUAAAUGGUGCUAAUGGGACAGCCAGAUUCCAGGGCAGGGGGCUCACAGUGGAGAAAUACCCCCUAGUGAUUGCCGGGAAAUACAACGUUCCUUAUUUGCUGAAUAUCCCAGGAACGGGACACCGUGUCACUGGAGAGAUUUAUGCUGUCAAUGACCAGAUGUUGCAAUUCCUUGAUGAGUUUGAAAGUUGUCCAGACAUGUAUCAGCGAACCCCAGUGAGAAUUGAAGUAGUUGAGCAGGAAGAUGAAAGUAGUCCACCUGAAGGGACGCCAGCUGUUAACAGCAUCCUGGAAUGCUAUGUGUAUAGCACCACCACUUACCAGCCAGAAUGGAUACAUCUCCCUUACUAUGACAACUAUGAUUCCUUUGGGAAACACGGGCUUCCAUAUGUACUAAGGGAAAGCAGAGAUUGAAACUGGAAGGUAAAAGCUGAUAUGGACAUAUUAUCAAGAAGUUGAGUAAAAUCUCUAGCAUUUUUACAGAAAGUAAGCACUAAUGUUUCAGACCAUAAUAUAGUUGCCUUCAAGCCAAUAUUUUGGGGUCCAGUCAGGUUUUCAGACUAAACUUGCCUAGUCAUGCAAGAUGCAUGGAUGGUGUGUCUUUAAUUCUGUAGUUCUCUGUUUAAAACUUGAUCAAGAGGUGGAGGGGGGAAUACUGUUUUGCAAAGCAAAGAUAAAAUACUGCAGUAUUUCUAGCAAUGUACCGGGGGAUAAAGAACCUCCAGCUUACAACAAACUGUUUGCAUUACUGUACAACCUUCACAUAAGCAAGGAAAUGGCCCUUGUAAGAGAUCCAUUAAUCAAGCACUGUGAGACAAAUGAGUUCGCUAAGGGAAUUCUCUUUGCUGAUGCCCUCAAAGUCCAGUCCUCUGGCUUUCAGGUGCUCUAAGUGGGCAUGGAGGGCAAAAAUGAUGAGAGCAUCAGGCUCUCAUUAUACGUGGCAUUGUUCUGGAGUGGCAUUGCUCUGGAACAACAAGUUAAAAACUUAAGAACAGCCCUGCUUGAUGAGAAAAAAGGCCUACUUAGGCCAGCAUCCUUUUGCUCACACGGGCCAGGCGGAUGCCUAUGUGAGACCUACAAGCAGAUCAGAAAGGCCAUGUACCUCUCCUGCUGCUGUUCCCAGCAAGUGAUAUUAGAGGCAUGUUACCUCUGAUCCUGCAGGCAGUAUAUCACUAGCAUGACUACGAAAUCUGUGAAUGGAAAUGAGUUGACAUCAUAGUGCUGCUAGGAGCCAGAUUUGUCAAAUGGGUCUUAAGAGCUCCAGAGAAAGUUAUGGUUCAGGAAUUGGAAAGAACUAAGAAUACUGACUCACAAAGUGAAGUCCAAGUGAUGUGGAGUCCUCUGCAUCUUCAUUUAUUUGUCCACCUUUCUGGACAUCAUAGUUUCUAUUCAUUAAAAAGGUAAAGGGACCCCUAACCAUUAGGUCCAGUCGUGAUCGACUCUGGGGUUGCGGUGCUCAUCUCGCUUUAUUGGCUGAGGGAGCCGGCAUACAGCUAAGCCGCUUCUGGCAAACCAGAGCAGCACACGGAAACGCCGUUUACCUUCCCGCUGGAGUGGUACCUAUUUAUCUACUUGCACUUUGACGUGCUUUCACACUGCUAGGUUGGCAGGAGUUCUAUUCAUUAGGUUUUAGUAUAUUUACAUUCUCCUCCUGCCUGUUUCAGCUCCAUAAAUGACCACAGACUACUGAACAGAAUCAACCUCUUUUCAUUUAUAGCUCAGAAUUUUGAAAUAUGCCAGCAGGGAAGAAGGCAGAUUCUCAAGAAAACUGCAAGAAAGCAGUUUUUAAGGUUGGUUAUAUUCCUUAAGUACCCAAUGUGACCUUGCUGUACAACUGAAGGGCAGAGCAGUUCCUGAUAUUAAUUAGACACACAAUGCUACUCCUACUAUUGUAUUAAUUAUCCUACUAUUUAAGGUUGUACACAUACAAUUGCUCACUGGUGUUCAUGUCUUUGUUUCAGCUUUCUCUCUUAUGCAGUCUAUUCAUUCUUUUGCUUUAAUGUUAGGCUUCCAAGUAAAAAUAAGGUGAUGGCAGAUUGCUUUAAUUGUAGAGUGAUAGUGGUAUAAAUUUUGACAAAAUUCAGUUUAUUAAUCUUUGACUGUAAAUAAUGAGAAAAUUUGUAAUAGAUAUUUUUAAAAUUGUGUACAUUUGUAUUACUUAAAAAACUGCUUAGUAUGAUUUACUUAAAACAUUUGUCAUUAUUAUAGUAAAUUAAAUCUAGAUGUGGGGACUUGCUGUGUAGGACACUAG
This is a messenger RNA of Podarcis lilfordi (Lilford's wall lizard), 18898 nucleotides long. The record is from the annotation of a GenBank genome assembly. NCBI's taxonomy places the organism in Eukaryota, Metazoa, Chordata, Lepidosauria, Squamata, Lacertidae.